AGCGGACGGGCUCCCGGCCGGCUGCCGACCGUGCUGAGGCUGAGCCGGCCGCGGGCGCGACCGGAGGCAGUUUUUGUUACUAUGGCAAUGACGGCAGGGACUACACCCACCUUUCCUAUGAGCAACCAUACUCGGGAGAGAGUGACUGUGGCCAAGCUCACGUUGGAGAAUUUCUACAGCAAUCUAAUACUACAGCACGAGGAGAGGGAAACCAGGCAGAAGAAAUUAGAAGUGGCCAUGGAAGAAGAAGGAUUAGCAGAUGAAGAGAAAAAGUUACGUCGAUCACAACAUGCACGCAAAGAAACCGAGUUCUUACGGCUAAAGAGGACCAGACUUGGCUUGGAUGACUUUGAGUCUCUGAAAGUUAUCGGAAGAGGAGCGUUUGGCGAGGUACGGUUGGUCCAGAAGAAAGACACUGGUCAUAUUUAUGCAAUGAAGAUAUUGAGAAAGGCUGAUAUGCUUGAAAAGGAGCAGGUAGCCCAUAUCCGAGCAGAAAGAGAUAUUUUGGUAGAAGCAGAUGGUGCCUGGGUGGUGAAGAUGUUUUACAGUUUUCAGGAUAAGAGGAACCUGUAUCUCAUCAUGGAAUUUCUCCCCGGAGGUGACAUGAUGACAUUGCUAAUGAAGAAAGAUACCCUGACAGAAGAGGAAACACAGUUCUACAUUUCAGAAACUGUUCUGGCAAUAGAUGCGAUCCACCAGUUGGGUUUCAUCCAUCGCGAUAUUAAACCAGACAACCUUUUAUUGGAUGCCAAGGGUCAUGUAAAAUUAUCUGAUUUUGGUUUAUGCACGGGAUUAAAGAAAGCUCACAGGACCGAAUUCUACAGAAACCUCACGCACAACCCACCAAGUGACUUCUCAUUUCAGAAUAUGAACUCCAAAAGGAAGGCAGAGACAUGGAAGAAGAACAGGAGGCAGCUGGCUUCUCCUUUGCAGGCAUAUUCCACAGUUGGGACACCAGAUUACAUUGCUCCGGAAGUGUUCAUGCAGACUGGUUACAACAAACUAUGUGAUUGGUGGUCUUUGGGAGUGAUUAUGUAUGAAAUGCUAAUAGGAUAUCCACCUUUCUGUUCUGAAACACCUCAAGAAACAUACAGAAAAGUGAUGAAUUGGAAAGAAACGCUGGUAUUUCCACCAGAAGUACCUAUAUCCGAGAAAGCCAAGGACUUAAUUCUAAGGUUUUGUAUUGACUCUGAAAAUAGAAUUGGAAAUAGUGGCGUAGAAGAAAUAAAAGGUCAUCCGUUUUUUGAAGGUGUAGACUGGGGCCACAUCAGGGAAAGGCCAGCAGCUAUUCCCAUAGAAAUCAAGAGCAUUGAUGAUACUUCAAAUUUUGAUGACUUUCCUGAAUCAGAUAUUUUACAACCAGUGCCAAACACCACAGAACCGGACUACAAAUCCAAAGACUGGGUUUUUCUUAAUUAUACCUAUAAGAGGUUUGAAGGGUUGACUCAGCGUGGCUCUAUCCCCACCUACAUGAAAGCUGGGAAGUUAUGAAUGAGGAUCACAUUCGCCCACACCCAAGAGAACUCAGGUAGCUGCAUCACCAGGCUUGCUUGGCGUAGAUGACAAUACACUGAAUAUUCCCGAAGACGGUGGUGCUUAUCGAGUACAAGAGGAGAUUCUACAGGAUUAGGAUUUCUAAGACUACUACAGGAAUUGGUUGGCAGUGCCAGCUGGCUUUUUUUUUUUUUUAAUAUUAUUUUUGUUAACUUUAUUAUACGAAGGUACUGGAAUAAAAGGAACGCACAUCCCUUUGUAACUGCACUGCCUACAUGCGUAUUAAGGUCCAUUCUGCCUGUGUGUCCUGUGGCUUUGUACUGUAACAUUAUUAAUCAAUUCAGGAGAAACACAUAUCAUGUAAAGCACCAUAGACUCACCUGUAGGUACCGCUGCAGUGUUGCUGUUCUACUGCAAACCUUAUGGGUCUCGAUAAUCAGUAAAAGCCAUCCUUCCAUAGUUGGUGUUAGAAGAAUUGCCCUGUUGAUUUGGACUUCUAUAGAACAUAUAUGAAUUCCACUUCUGUAAUGGCUUUAAGAAAUCUUAAAAAAGGAAAUUACACUGGUUAUGUAAAACAUAAAAUAUGUGGUCAUGCUAUUACACACGCUCGACAGUAAGGAGCAGCAGGUUUCUAACAAGCAGAGGAAGUUUAACAUCUUCACUCAACCAACCCACUAAUAGAUUUACUUUGCAUUCAGAAACACUGAUGACCUUUGUAUACGUAGUCUCUAUACUCAUAGGGAGAUGUACUGUUUUCUCUAAAAUGUAAAGUUGCUUUUCUUGUGACAAGAGGAUCUCUUCUUUAAUAAGAGGACAUGACGUUAUUUUAGUUUGAUUUUGGUGAGUUGGAUUUAAGAAAUGACCAUGAAGGCUGCUUGUAGAAUUAGUGUAUUUUUAUUAAACUAUUUUUUUAUAUGUCAAACUUCUGAUCACAGAAAUGAACUUGUAAAGAACAAAGAGCUAUUUACUUUGGUUUUCUAGAAAGUUGUUACAUAUCAUGGCUUUUGUUUCUUUGGAUGAAAACUCUCCUUUGACCGUCCUUGUCUUACUAUGCCAUUGUUUCUUACACUCCGAUGCACCAAAGAUCUUGAGCAGAGUGGAUGUUCGCACUGAGUGGGCCUCUGCUUGCCUGGGGGAAUGCUGUGUUCACCGUGGCAUCUUUGACCGAGGUCCGCUUACUCCAGGGCAAUAUUGUUCAUGCUUAGCUUCAUCACUGUGGUCUAUGUCGGUGGACUUAAGGAAGCAAAUGCAGUCCCGAGGGGUUGUGAUAAAGGGGUAGGGGAGAGAAUGCCAGCAUUACAUUUUUGGGAUAUAUCCCUGAGAACUGGAUAAUCUUUUCCAAGUCAACACUUUAAUUCUAAAAUGAUUCUCUGGAGGUUUUGGUUUCAAAACUUCUAAUUGAAUUAAUAACUUUAUCAAAGAAUGGCCUAAUAUUUGUCUUAACUGUUGAUUGAGACAAUUCAUUUUAAAUAUAGCAUUUAUAACCAUUGCAAAUGACCAGACUAGGAAGCGAUGAUUGAUUCAUAGGAAUGUUCUUCUUCAUUGGGAAGAAUAGUACAGGAGCAUUAUGCAAAACUACAAAAGCUUUCCCAAACGCUGCUGCUAGGUAGCUCCACGAAGUUCCAAUAAGGCCAUUGAGGGUUUUCCCCUCAUUCCUUUUUCUUUAUCUUCUUAGGUGUUUGGGUUUUUCCUUUUGUUUUUGAGUACUUAUGUGUUUGCUAAAUAUUUCAUCUCUACAUUUCUCCAUUAGGUCACGUGGCUGAGUAUUUAGGGGAGAGCUGUUAAAAUGCUUAGAUAAUUUCAAUUAGACUAACUCUGAGUUUUCUAGUUACCACUGCCUUUAAUUUAAAAAGUACCUACAACAUCUGCCAGGUUUUACCAGUUUCUCCGUACUCACCCCUUUUUAAAAAAAGACAAGUGUUGUUAAUGUGAUAGUGCACGGUAAGGGGUGAGGACAAGCUGAUAGAAGAGCUGGGUUACCUAAGCGCCCUUUUUAUUUGUAUGGAAGUUGAGCGUCUUUCUGUUACCAGGAAGGACUUGGGAACACGUGGGCUAUCCUGGCAGUGGAAGAAUCGUUCUGGGAAGUUGGCUUUGCUUAGAGUCUCGUUUUCCCCUGGAGUUAACAGGGUGAUUCACAAUCUUUUGGGGUUCUCUCCUCAGAAACAUUUGUUAAGUGCCUACCUAAAAGCAAUUAAAGACUGUGUCUGCCCUUUGGAAGUUAAGAAUUUGAUUAAUGAUGCAAACUAACUAGAUAAUUUGCAAAGUACCCUUGAGAUUGAAUUUUCUUGAUUAUACAUUUCCCAUAUUUCAGGUGAACCAUUUAAUUUAAAUAACACAGCCCUAUCUAAUCUAUUGGGUAAAAUGACAUUUUCGUUAAAUUGGACUCUAUUUUGAAUUAAGAGUUUUAUUAUAAACUGUUUUUGGUUUUUCUAAGUACAUAGGAAGCUUGUAUAACUCAGAUUUAUUGAUUUCCUGGUUUAAUGUACACUGACUUUUUUAUUAAAAAUAUUUGUAUUAAAGCGU
Messenger RNA from Echinops telfairi (small Madagascar hedgehog), 4017 nucleotides. It is a transcript of the gene STK38L, whose product is annotated as serine/threonine kinase 38 like. Gene Ontology annotation, molecular function: ATP binding; protein serine/threonine kinase activity. Gene Ontology annotation, biological process: intracellular signal transduction; peptidyl-serine phosphorylation. Lineage: Eukaryota; Metazoa; Chordata; Mammalia; Afrosoricida; Tenrecidae. The transcript is spliced from 14 exons. Bases 82 to 1491 code for a protein of 469 amino acids. The record is from RefSeq and is a predicted model, not a curated record.